Hemiscyllium ocellatum (epaulette shark) is the source of this 1457-nucleotide messenger RNA. RefSeq names its product charged multivesicular body protein 1B (gene chmp1b). The transcript is spliced from 8 exons. NCBI's taxonomy places the organism in Eukaryota, Metazoa, Chordata, Chondrichthyes, Orectolobiformes, Hemiscylliidae. Gene Ontology annotation, cellular component: ESCRT III complex; multivesicular body. The record is from RefSeq and is a predicted model, not a curated record. Bases 91 to 693 code for a protein of 200 amino acids. Gene Ontology annotation, biological process: late endosome to vacuole transport; endosome transport via multivesicular body sorting pathway; protein transport.
ACGGCGCCGCAGCAGGAAGCGGAAGUGGUGUUGGUUGUUGAUGGCCGGUCGCGCUGUUGAUCAGCUGGAGACGUGCCCGGGGUCUUGAAGAUGUCGUCCAGCCUUGAGAAACACUUGUUCAACCUUAAGUUUGCUGCAAAGGAGCUUUCGAGAAGUGCCAAGAAAUGUGAUAAAGAAGAAAAAACCGAGAAAGCUAAAAUCAAAAAGGCAAUUCAGAAAGGUAAUAUGGAAAUAGCAAAAAUACAUGCGGAAAAUGCAAUCCGACAGAAGAACCAGUCCAUUAACUUUUUGCGUAUGAGUGCCAGAGUGGAUGCUGUUGCAGCACGUGUGCAGAGUGCAGUUACGAUGGGCAAGGUAACCAAAUCCAUGGCAGGCGUUGUCAAAUCCAUGGACAUCACCUUGAAAAGCAUGAACCUAGAAAAGAUUUCUGCUCUAAUGGAUAAAUUUGAGCAUCAAUUUGAGACGUUAGAUGUACAAACCCAGCAAAUGGAGGACACAAUGAGCAGCACAACGACACUAACCACACCACAGAAUGAAGUAGAUUCACUGCUACAUGAAAUGGCUGAUGAAGCUGGUCUUGAUUUGAACAUGCAGCUUCCUGAAGGUCAAAUGGGAUCGGUUGGUGCCAGUGUGGCAUCAGCAGAACAGGAUGACCUUUCCCAAAGGCUUUCGCGACUCCGAGAUCAGGUGUAAAGGUGAAGAAACCCAUUGUCUGCCUUACUCUAGGAAUAAUUUCCUUUUUUAUCAUCUAUUGUAAUGUUGAAAGUAUAUUUAGAUUUUCUUUAUAUAGUACAGUUGCUGGUACACUGUCACCAACAGUGAUAGUGUUCAGAGUAAACUAACAAGGUGGUUAAUACAUUAUUCCUCCAUAGUUUCCUCCACCAUCUAUUGUACAGCACAUUUCCCAAUGUAAACAGGGAAUCCAACCUUGCUCUUUUGGGGGAAAAAGAAUUCCGAUUUACUUUUCUAUCUGGAAGAACCUAUCCACAUUCUGUAAUUGAAGCAGUUUUUCUCUCUUAAAAUUUAUUAUAAUUUUGCUAUUUAAAAAUGUAUCUUCAGAAAACAUCAUGAGCAAAACAAGAAGUAUGUGUUGAAAGAUGAUUGAAAUAUUUUUUGUAGCAUGGUGUGUUUAAUCUUAAUUUCACCACACUGAAAAUGUCUUGCUUUUAACCCCUGGACAGCUGUUCCCAUAGUUGCUAGAAUGGACCUUUUGAAAUUGUAAAAUUCAAUCUAUUUAAGGAGUCUGAACUCAACUGUUCAUUUUUGUAAGAUGUAACCUGAAUUGGGGCGGGGGGAGGGUAUAAAUGAGCACUAUUGUAUUAAAGCUCCAGAUGAUCAAAUUCUAAUUGCAGAACUCGUGUGUCUGCUUGGGAUGUUCAAGUCUUUUCGUUUUUUUUUAAUGUUGGGUUUCUUCCGUUGUACUCUGACCCCACAAUUAAAGGUUCGUUGAGCCAAAA